This is a messenger RNA of Pochonia chlamydosporia 170, 153 nucleotides long. RefSeq lists its product as hypothetical. The transcript has a single exon. NCBI's taxonomy places the organism in Eukaryota, Fungi, Ascomycota, Sordariomycetes, Hypocreales, Clavicipitaceae. The record is from RefSeq and is a predicted model, not a curated record. The coding region runs from base 1 to 153 and encodes 50 amino acids.
AUGUAUUGGUGCGCUGGACCAAGCGGACGCGUUGGAUUUCUGCACGUCGCCUCACCGUGGCGGACUGUUGGCUCGAUUGUGUGUGCGGCUUGCAUGAGGAAGUUGCGAGAAGCUGUGUUUGGUCUUUGUUGGUACGGUGGUUGCCUUGUUUGA